CACCCGCAUUUUCUAGCUCGCUCACUUCGUUAUUUACACAUUUACACAGCUGAGACAGCUUGAGAUUACGUGUGAUUUCUCCCUGUACGGAUGGUCGUCGUCGGCUCACCUGAGUUAUCAUGAUAACGUCAGCCACGUUACUUCUGCUAUUUAUACAAUGUGCGAUCGCGUAUUUCAAUGUGGAGGAACUUAGGAGUUUCAAAUAUGAAGUUGACAUUGUGAGCACACCUGUGAAGAUCAGCGAUGAUAUUGGAGCAUCGGUAAUGCUUAUGACGACAAAGUUUGGACAAGAGUAUCAGUGCUCCCUGCCCGAGAAUUCCUACCCGACGGAGCACGCAGAGUCUGAUGAUCCUGAUGCUGAGGCACCGGACGUCUUAAAGUUACUGGAGCCGCUAAGAAAUGCGCCUUGUUUGACUAAGACGAGAAAUUGGUGGACAUAUGAACUCUGCUAUGGAAAGUCGAUUAAGCAGUUUCAUGUAGAAAACGGCAAACCAGAAGGGGCAAUCAUAUUUCUUGGCCUCUACGACUACGAUUUUGACUGGAACAAUGAAACAAACCUGGAACAGUUCAACAAAACAGGCCAACAAAAGUACCACAGCCAGGUUUACAGCCACGGUUCCAAAUGCGACAUUACUGGUGUCCCGAGGAGAGCGGAAGUCAGGUACUUCUGCGAUGAAGAGUCCACUGAUUACAUCGACAGUGUGGAAGAGCCGGAAACUUGCAGCUAUGUCUUCACGGUGCAAACGUCGAGGGUGUGCGCGUUUCCGCCAUUGAAGCGGAUAUCUCCGUCCAAGCCUCACACCAUCUCCUGCAGUCCCAGGCUGACCGAGAAACAGUACCAGAAGUACCUGGAAGUCAAGGAGAAUGAAAAGAAAUUGGAGGAAGAGAAGAGAAAACUGUGGCUGCUCGAGCAGCAGAAAAACCUGGAAGCCAUCAAGUCUUUCGUGAAGAAGGAACCCAGCAUUACCAACUUGGAGAAACCUGUGGUGGACAUUAAAGAGGCACAAACUGAGGUGCCAGCCGAGACGCAGGACGACGAAGCACCCGUUCUGGAAAAUACGCGAAACGAUGUGGCAAAGCAGUUCAAAGAAGUGUUCAGCAAGAAGGGAGAGGGCGACCUUCACGAUGAAGCCACUGCCCAGUUCAAGGAUGACAGUCAGGCAGACAUGAAUGUAGUGCUCGAGAGACUGAUGAAACGUCUGAAACAGAUGGAGGCUGAUGCCGAGGCUGAUGCUGAAGAGGGCGCAGGAAGUACCUCUCAGCAACAUGUUGCUGAAGGACAGCAAAGCACCGAGCAUCUUGGAGAACCAGAGGAUGCCACCCAGGAUGCAACAGGUGGUGAAGAGGUUGUGGGAGAUGAAUACGACGGAGAUGAUUCCGGUCCCUUGGUCAGCAGAGAAGGGCAUCAAGAUGCUGCUGAAGGCGACUAUGAAGACAACUCAGGGUACCCAGGUGAAGAUGGUCAAGAAGACCCUGAUGCAAGUAAACAGGGUGAAGAAGGGGAUGUUGAGAGCCAAGCAGGGGCAGAGACGGAGCCAGAAGAGGUAGGCAGCCUGCGAGUUCGCAUCCGACGGUAUGGCCAGCGCAAGUCGAAGGAGCCUGGCAAAAAAACGGCCAAAUACCAGGAGUUGGAUUUGCCUUCCGAGGACAAGUCGAAGUUGGAAACUGCACUGAGGGACAGGCUACAGAAAGCAGGUGUUUCCACAGGAGGAAGAAAAAUUGAAGUCAAGAUAAUCACUGCUGGUUAUUACGAUGAUGAGGAAGCAAAAGGCUUGAACGUUCUUUCUCCAGAAGAGACCCGACAGUUUCAGAACAUGAUAGUUACCCUCUUGAUGGGAAACCAAGAGGCUACCCAGGAGAUUGAAAAGCACCUUAGGCUGGAGAAGAAUUACAAUUUUGUGUGGAACAACGAAGAGACCGAUACGGAUGCACCAGCUUCAACUGCGGAAGAUGAAGAAGAGAGAUAGCCAUCACACGUUCACACAUCACAAGACUAGUCAUCAUCGCUGUCUCGAAUCUCUCCACAAACUUUCAUCUAAAAGGUGUGAACGGAUUGGGGGGUGGGUAUGUACUAGUAGUCAGAAUGGGCAGUGUGCAUUGCGAGUGCAUUUUCAUGCACUAGGGGAGUGGAACACCUUGUGACCCUUUCGCGAGCAGCACGUUUCGAUCUCGGCUCGCUUGCUGUAGUUGUGAACACAUCUUUUGUAUAUCUUUUUUUUCACUGCAUUGUUACCAAAAAUAAAAGUGAACUAUAGUGCAUCUGUAAACUUUUGAAA
Molecule: messenger RNA, 2276 nt
Organism: Rhipicephalus sanguineus (brown dog tick)
Lineage: Eukaryota; Metazoa; Arthropoda; Arachnida; Ixodida; Ixodidae
Product: protein OS-9-like
Biological process (GO): retrograde protein transport, ER to cytosol; endoplasmic reticulum unfolded protein response
Cellular component (GO): endoplasmic reticulum lumen
Source: RefSeq, a predicted model, not a curated record